Messenger RNA from Ustilaginoidea virens, 1704 nucleotides. RefSeq lists its product as uncharacterized. Bases 1 to 1704 code for a protein of 567 amino acids. The record is from RefSeq and is a predicted model, not a curated record. Lineage: Eukaryota; Fungi; Ascomycota; Sordariomycetes; Hypocreales; Clavicipitaceae. The transcript has 2 exons. Gene Ontology annotation, molecular function: protein-cysteine S-palmitoyltransferase activity. Gene Ontology annotation, cellular component: Golgi apparatus; endoplasmic reticulum. Gene Ontology annotation, biological process: peptidyl-L-cysteine S-palmitoylation; protein targeting to membrane.
AUGCCCCGGCGACUCGCGCGGACCAUUCAGCGGACAUGCUGCGUUGCGGCGACGUACGUGCCGCUCGUCUUCGUGUACGGAUUGACGACGUGGGCAAUUUGGAUGGUGGUGGAGAUGGGAUUCAAGGCUCCCGAGGCGAGCUGGCUGGGCACCGGAUCGUCCACGGUCGGCGUCGUCUUGUACGUCUUGCUCAACUGGUCCUACACCACGGCCGUCUUCACGGACCCGGGCUCGACGACCAACUCCAACGGCUACGGCCUCCUGCCCACCGCGCAGCAGCAUCGCGGCCCUUGCGCCGCAUCCUUCACCGUCAAGAGCAAUGGCGAGAUUCGAUACUGCAAAAAGUGCCAGGCUAGGAAGCCGGACCGCGCGCACCACUGCUCGACGUGCCGGCGCUGCGUGUUGAAGAUGGACCACCACUGCCCCUGGCUGGCCACCUGCCUCGGGCUGCGCAACUACAAGCCCUUCCUGCUGUUUCUGGUCUACACGACCCUGCUGUGCUUGUACGCGUUUGCCGUCAGCGGCACCUGGGUGUGGUCGGAGGUGGUGCAGGAGGAGCGCGCGCAGCAGCAGCUGGACGACCUGCUCCCGGUCGGCUUCAUACUCCUGAGCGCCCUCAGCGGCAUCAUGGGCGUGGUCAUUGGCGUCUUCACCGGGUGGCACGUGCUGCUGGCCACGCGGGGGCAGACGACGAUUGAGUGCCUCGAGAGGACGAGGUACCUGUCGCCGCUGAAGCAGCCCUACCACGCGGCCCACGACCCGGCGAACCGGCUGCCGCAGGCUGCGCAGCAGUUUGUCGACUUUCACGCAAACGCCCUGCCGGGCAUCACGCGGCCGGAGGAAGGCGAGGAGGAGCAAAGACCAAGCGCGGGCGCCGGCGCGGGCCCGCUGCCGCUGCCGCUGCCGCUGCCGCUGCCGUCGCCGUCGCCGUCGCCGUCGCCGUCGCUGUCGUGGGAGGAAAGGGAGAGACGCCAAGGUCGCCGGCGCUACGAGGAGUACCUGGACGAGCAGGACUCGACAAAGCUGCCCAACGCGUUCGACCUCGGCUGGCGGCGCAACCUGCUCCACCUGCUGGGAAGCAACCCCUGGCUCUGGGGCCUGCCGAUAUGCAACACCACGGGGGACGGGUGGUCGUGGGAGGCCAGCCCCAGGUGGCUCGAGGCGCGGGCGCGCCUCUCGCGAGAGCGCCAGGAGCAGCGCGCCCGAGAAGUCAGCGCGGGAUGGGGGCUCGACGACGCCGCCCCGUCGUACGCGCCGGGGCCCCCCGCCCAGCGCGGCCUCAGCCUCAGCCUCAGCCUCAGCAAGGCGGACCGCAUCCUCGGCCGCGACGCCAACAUGUACGCCGACGGAUCGCAAAGCAUGCCGAUGCAGCGCCUCAGCGCAAAGGGCCGAAGCCUCGACGACGAGCUCCUCGACACGGACGACGAAGACGCCGCGCAGGCGCCAGCCCCCAGGGCCGCUGACGACGACGACGACAACAACUACGACAACAACAAGAACAGCAGCAACAACAGCAACAGCAGCAGCAGCAGCAGCAGCAACAGCAGCGACACCAGCGCCCGACGCGCCGCCCCCGACGGCAGGCUCAACGGACCCAAAGGGCGGGCGUGGACGCGCGGCGGCGCGAGCGGCAUGCUGCGCAAGCCAGGCCCCAAAGGCACAUUCGGUGGCAGGGCGUCCGUCCCCGACGAGGGCGUAGAUUGA